Molecule: messenger RNA, 742 nt
Organism: Aureococcus anophagefferens
Lineage: Eukaryota; Pelagophyceae; Pelagomonadales; Pelagomonadaceae
Exons: 2
Coding region: 1-723 (240 amino acids)
Molecular function (GO): protein binding
Source: RefSeq, a predicted model, not a curated record
AUGUACGAGUAUGAGGAAGGCGUCAAGCUGGACAAGAAGAAGGCGGAGCGGCUCUAUCGCGCGGCUGCAGAUCGGGGCGAGGCGACCGCGCAAUGCAAUUUAGGGGCUUUCCUUCAUUCUGACGAGAAAUUUGAAGAAGCGUUCCGGUACUUUGUGCUCGCGGCGAAUCAAGGCUAUACCCCUGGAGAGUUUAACCUUGGCUGCUGUUACCAGCGCGGAAAAGGCACGGAACUCGACCUCGGCAAAGCCAGAUACUGGUUCGAGCGCGCCGCCGCCAAGGGCGACGAGGAUGCUAUAGACGAGCUCGCGCGCCUCGACGCGCGAAAAGCCGCGAAAAUUUACCGGCGCGCCGUGGAGCUCGGCGACGUGGAUGCAAUGAUAAACCUUGGGUUAUUGUACAGGACCGGGAGUGGUGUCAAGCUGGACAAGAAGAAAGCGGAGCGGCUGUAUCGCGCGGCCGCAGAUCGGGGCCACGCGGUCGCACAAUGCAAUCAAGGGAAUUUACUUUACUCUGAGAAGAAAUUUGAAGAAGCGUUCCGGUACUAUGCGCUCGCGGCGGAUCAAGGCCAUACCAAGGCGGAGUACAACCUUGGCAUUUGUUACAGGGACGGAGAAGGCACGGAAGUCGACCUCGGCAAAGCCAGAUACUGGUUCGAGCGCGCUGCUGCCAAGGGCCACGAGAAAGCUAUAAAGGCCCUCGCCGACCUCGACGCGCAAGUAUAGCCUAACAAUCUUUACGCCG